Messenger RNA from Rana temporaria (common frog), 630 nucleotides. It is a transcript of the gene ZNF706, whose product is annotated as zinc finger protein 706. The record is from RefSeq and is a predicted model, not a curated record. The transcript is spliced from 4 exons. Lineage: Eukaryota; Metazoa; Chordata; Amphibia; Anura; Ranidae. The coding region runs from base 153 to 383 and encodes 76 amino acids.
GCUCUUUGAGGCCCAGUAGGAGGGGAUAGUGGUGGCGCAGGUCCGGAUACAAGCGGUUCAGCCGCCCGCCUCCUCCUUGUGUGUUCCCAGCUGUAGUAGAGGGUUAGCCGUGUACCGUCUGUCCGGCCCGCCGGAGCCCGCCUGAGAGAGAUAUGGCUCGAGGACAUCAGAAGAUUCAAUCGCAGCAGAAAAAUGCCAAGAAACAAGCAGACAUGAAGAAGAAACAAGGACACGAUCAGAAAGCCGCAGCUAAAGUAGCUCUAGUAUACACCUGUUUGGUUUGUCGGACACAAAUGCCAGACCCCAAAACCUUCAAACAACACUUUGAGAGCAAACAUCCAAAAGUGCCACUGCCUCCAGAGCUGGUUGACGUUGAGGCAUAGAUGGAAAGGGAUUUCCUUCAUUGUACGACUGUUCACUGGUGGUUUUUCGAAAAAAAGGGGCUUUAGAAAACCAGAUUUCUAUGUGGCUUCCUCAAAGGGAUUCAUACAGAGACCUCUAAAUGUACAGUUAUUUACCAAUUUGUAAAUCUCAAGCUUGGCAACCUCCAAAUUUUUACAGUUGUAAUUAUAUUGAUUUGAUGUCUAUAAUGUGUAUACUUUGUUCAAUAAAAGUAGUACCUUGAUUUUA